GCUUUGGAAGCUGGAGCAGGGCAGGGUGCUGGCCCCAGGGAGGGGUCCGCUGGGAAGGCUGGGGCUGGUGGAGAGGGCACACGCACCCCGAAUGUGGCGCUUCCUCACAGGCCUCUCUCCCAGCAGGGCCGGCUCCCGGGCCUCAGGGUCAAGUACGUCUUCUUGGUCUGGCUGGGCGUCUCUGUGGGCAGCUGGAUGGUGUACGUGCACUACUCGUCCCACGCGGAGCUCUGCCGUGGGCACGUCUGCCAGGUGGUUAUCUGUGACCAGUACCGCAAGGGCAUCAUCUCCGGCUCCAUCUGCCAGGACCUGUGCAACCUGCACAAGGUAGAGUGGAGGACGUGCCUGUCCUCUGUUCCAGGCCAGCAGGUGUACAGUGGGCUGUGGCAGGGCAAGGAGGUGACCAUUAAGUGUGGCAUCGAGGAGGGCCUGGACCCCAAGGCCAGGUCGGACCCGGCCCCCCGGCAGGAGCUGGUGCUGUUCGACAAGCCCACUCGGGGCACCUCAAUUAAGGAGUUCCGAGAGAUGACCCUCAGCUUUCUCAAGGCGAACCUGGGAGACCUGCCCUCCCUGCCUGCGCUGGUUGGGCAGGUCCUGCUCAUGGCCGACUUCAACAAGGACAGCAGGGUGUCCCUGGCCGAGGCCAAGUCGGUGUGGGCCCUGCUCCAACGGAACGAGUUCCUGCUGCUGCUGUCCCUCCAGGAGGAGCACGCGUCCCGGCUGCUGGGCUCCUGUGGGGACCUCUAUGUCACUGAGGGGGUCCCACACGGUUCCUGGCACGGGGCCGCUCUCCCGCCCCUCCUGCGCCCACUGCUGCCCCCCGCCCUGCACACAGCCCUGCAGCGGUGGCUGGGGCCCGCGUGGCCCUGGAGGGCCAAGAUCGCCAUCGGCCUGCUGGAGUUUGUGGAGGAGCUCUUCCACGGCGCCUACGGGACCUUCUACAUGUGCGAGACCACGCUGGCCAACGUGGGCUACACCGCCAAGUAUGACUUCAAGAUGGCCGACCUGCAGCAGGUGGCGCCCGAGGCCACGGUGCGCCGCUUCCUGCAGGGCCGCCACUGCGAGCGCAGCUCGGACUGCACCUACGGCCGGGACUGCAGGGCCCCCUGUGACAAGCUCAUGAGGCAGUGCAAGGGCGACCUCAUCCAGCCCAACCUGGCCAAGGUGUGCGAGCUGCUACGGGACUACCUGCUGCCCGGCGCCCCCGCCGACCUGCGCGAGGAGCUGGGCAAGCAGCUGCGCACCUGCACGACGCUGAGCGGGCUGGCCAGCCAGGUGGAGGCCCACCACUCGCUGGUGCUGAGCCACCUCAAGACCCUGCUCUGGAAGAAGAUCUCCAACACCAAGUACUCGUGAUGGCUGGCUCCCAGCCCCCCACCCUGUCCCCACUCCCAGGGGGCUGCCUGGGGCCCCAGAGAGCCACUCCCGCCCUUGGGUCUCCCUCCCUCUUCACCCUACCACCCCGCAAAGGACAGGACCACAGGAGCUGGAGGCCUGGCCUGCAUCCACCCGCAACAAGCCAGGGAAGGGGUCCUUCCCUCUGCCCCAGAUGCCAACAACCCAGACAGGGGAGCCGCAUAGCUGGAAGGGGGGGGGCAGGAAGGAGCACCUGGAGCCUGACCACAAGGGCUGGCUGAAGGACUCACCCAGGACUUUGUUACUUUGAAGAACGUG
Odobenus rosmarus divergens (Pacific walrus) is the source of this 1674-nucleotide messenger RNA. It is a transcript of the gene DIPK1B, whose product is annotated as family with sequence similarity 69, member B. Lineage: Eukaryota; Metazoa; Chordata; Mammalia; Carnivora; Odobenidae. The transcript is spliced from 4 exons. The record is from RefSeq and is a predicted model, not a curated record. Bases 196 to 1356 code for a protein of 386 amino acids.